AUGGCCGAACUUGCGACAAGCCUCUGCUCGCCAGAACCAGUGGACGACAGCGAGCAGAAUGGUGCUCUUGUCAAUACCUUGUCGCCAACGAAUGAGGUAGUGAACAUACCCGCAGCUGGAAAGGUGUUUUUGAGUAAGAAAGACAAGAAGAAGAAGAAGAAGAUUAAGGAGAAGCUAUUGGCAAUACAGCCUCCUUACGUUAAUGGCCAAGAAGCUAUAUUUGCAGAAGAGCCCUUGAUGAUUGAGCCAGUCACAGCGGCUGAAGAUCAAGAACCGUUAAUCGCUGCGCCUGACGACAUCCCAGAAGCCACACUGCCAAAUGAAGAUCCAGUUCCAGUAGCAGAGGGCGCUCAUGGGCCAUCAUCUGAUUCUCCUCAUCCCGAGCACAUUAACAGUGCCACGGAGAGUGAGAUAUCGCCACAAGUGCCUGAGCCACAGGAGCUCAUCUAUCUUCCAUUCAGUGCCCAGCAUAAGCUCAUGAUGCAUUUGCAGGAGCGCCUCGAGACCAUGUGCUUUUCUUUUGCCCAGCGCGCCCUCCCGCAUGCUCUGGAAAGUCGCGGUUGGGAUUGUCCAGAAAUGGUCCAGUUGCAUCUCUGGAUGAAAGACCCUGUUUUCCAGCACUACAUGGAGCAGAAUGUGCCUGACAUGGAGCGCCGCCAUAAAAUGACGAGUUUCGUUAUCGAGAUCCGGCGAUGCGCUGUUAACCGCAAGCAGAUUGAUACGACUGUGCUGGAGGCUCUCAUCUCAUCCGCUCUGGAACUAGCCAAAGUUCUUGAGGAGCAAGGUUCGGUCAAUGAACUUGAGCAGUUGAGAGACAGUGUCCUACAAACAACUGAUCGCCUUGCGGAGGAAACCCAGAUACUGCAGAACAGAUGCGAGGCGAAGCUCCAGGAGAUCACUGCUGCUCGCGCGAGGUUGGAUGCCAUGGAGGAGAAGGCCAAAGCCGCGCUUUCAAGGAAGCUGGAGCAAAGUCGCUCUAUGGCAAAUGGCAGAAUCAUUAUGUUUGUACGCGAGGCGGAAUGCGCAACCCCAAAGGUAGCUCUGCCUGGGGGGUCAGCAUCUUGUCUUGAUUGGAUGAACGAUCUUGAGAGUAGCUUGGCUCUGGGCGAGGAUGAUCGUGAAGACUUUGUUGGUUAG
Fusarium tjaetaba is the source of this 1137-nucleotide messenger RNA. RefSeq lists its product as uncharacterized. NCBI's taxonomy places the organism in Eukaryota, Fungi, Ascomycota, Sordariomycetes, Hypocreales, Nectriaceae. The transcript is spliced from 2 exons. The record is from RefSeq and is a predicted model, not a curated record. The coding region runs from base 1 to 1137 and encodes 378 amino acids.